AUGGCGACGCGGAACCGGACGCCGCUCUACCGCAAGUACCGCGACGCGCUGCGGCACGUCCGCGCGCCGGCCGGGGCGCCGUCGUCGUCCGGCGGGGGCGGGGGCGGGGGCGGGGGAGGGCCAGUGAUCGAGAUGGCCUCGCUGCUGCUCUCCGACCGCCCCUACGCGCCCCUCAGCACGGAAGACCCCUCUGGCUCCAGUAGAGGCGCUGUGACAGUCGGGCUACCCCCAGCCUGGGUGGAUGUUUCCGAAGAGAUAUCUGCAAACAUGCAGCGGGCAAGGACAAAAAUGGCGGAGCUGGCUAAGGCACAUGCCAAAGCCUUGAUGCCAUCCUUUGGCGAUGGCAGAGAUGACCAACGAGCAAUUGAGGUUCUCACACAUGAGGUAACGGACUUGCUCAAGAGGUCCGAGAAGAGGCUGCAGAAGCUGUCCAUGAAAGAUUCGUCAGAGGAUUCAAAUGUCCGAAAGAAUGUCCAGGGUCAGGAUGGUGUUGAUUUGGAAAUGAAUAUAAAUGGGACGAAGUCUACAUUUGAAGACGAUGAGUCUGACGAUGUGGGUUUCACUGAGUUUCAGAUGUCAAAACUUAAGAAAAGCGAAGCGUUCACUAGAGAAAGGGAGAGAGAAAUUGAGCAGGUUGUUGAAUCAGUCAACGAACUUGCACAGAUCAUGAAGGAUCUUUCAGUUCUCGUGAUUGAUCAGGGAACCAUCAUCGAUCGGAUAGACUACAACAUACAGAACGUUGCUGCUUCAGUUGAGGAGGGUUACAAACAGUUGCAAAAGGCUGAGAGGACCCAGAAGAAAGGGGCAUGGUGA
This is a messenger RNA of Miscanthus lutarioriparius, 813 nucleotides long. Lineage: Eukaryota; Viridiplantae; Streptophyta; Magnoliopsida; Poales; Poaceae. The record is from the annotation of a GenBank genome assembly.